AAAGAUAAGCGGACAAAGCGCGCUUUACGUCUUUACUCUUGUAGGUAGCUAUUCGGGUAAAUUCUCACACUCAUUCCCUUCCUUUUUGGUAUGAGUUAUUCUAUGGAACCGCCAGCAAUGAGCACUUUUUUAUCAGACAACGAAACAGUUGGAGAAUCCACUAACCUUUUGCAUCUCGAAGGUCAUAGUUGGAGCCAGCUGCAAGAUGGGACUAUUGAGAUAACUGACCGAUUGCCUAAGAAAGAAUACUACAUGAGUCUUCGGAGGUUCAACAGCACUGGUCCUAAUUCUGGAACUGCACACAGGUUGGGAAGUAUUUCCAGUGGUUCAGCUGCUGGAUUAGCCAAUGGAUCAUCUGGUUUACUAGGUGGUAACUCACCCUCACCGCGCCCAGGUGGUGGUACUCUACGUGGAUCAUCACACCCAUCGGUUGUUGAUUUUAAACCUUCUGGUAAAAUAGUAGAUUGUACGGUUGUAAUGCUGGAUGGCACAACAAGAGAGUUUCGUUUAGAUAAAGCUGCCUAUGGACAACAAUUAUUCGAUGCUGUUUGUACACAUCUUGGUUUAUUAGAGGUUGAAUUCUUUGGCAUCACAUAUUACGAUUCAACUAAUAAUUGGUUCUGGCUCCAAACUGAUCAGAAAAUUGCAAAACAAAUCGGUAAAAAUGAAUGGCAGUUUGAAUUUCAAGUUAAAUUCUAUCCAUGUGAUAUCGACUCAAUCAAAGAAGAUAUAACACGUUACUAUCUUUGUCUACAAGUACGGCAGGAUAUAGUUAGUGGACAGCUUCCAUGUUCAUUUGUAACUUAUUGCAUUCUUGGGUCGUAUAUAGUUCAAUCAGAAGCUGGCGACCAUGAUCCGACUCAACAUAUUGGCAUAAAAUAUAUACAAGAUCAUCCAUUUGCUCCUCAUAUGCUUCAAACACCUGAAAUGUUAGGAAGAAUUGUUGAACUACACAAACUUCAUCGUGGUAAAACACCUGAAGAGGCUGAUCGUUUAUUUUUAAAUAAUGCUCGUAAAUUGGCCUUGUAUGGUGUUGAUUUGCAUAAAGUUAAGACGUCUCAAGGUCAAGAUAUUACUCUAGGUGUUUAUUAUGGAGGUAUCCUGCUAUACCGUAAUCGUAUUCGUUUAAUGAGAAUUAGUUGGCCGCGUAUUAUAAGUCUAUCACAUCGUGGACGUAAUUUUAUUAUUGCACGAAGACCUGGUGAUGAUUCAUUAGAUCGUAAUAUGACUUUUAAAUGUAUUAGUCCUACACUGGCUAAACGAUUAUAUAAUGUUUGUGUGGAUCAUCAUAAUUUUUUCAGACUUCGUGGGUCGUCUAGACCGAAAAAACCGAGUUUAUUCCCUUCGUUUGCUACUCGCAAAUAUCAUUAUCCUGGCACAACUGUGAAUUCAUCGUCGAUUGACGCUACUGUCGGUGUCGGUGGACAUAAUCAAACAUCUCGACCUUUAUCUAAAUUUCGUCCAAUGCCUGCCCAUCCUUCAGAGACUGGGUGGUUUACAUUUGCUAACCGCGGUGAAAUGGAUCAUAUGAAUGGUGCAGUCGCCAGUCAAUAUCAGUACCAACCAGCUAUGGUAAGUGGUGAUCCAGCCUGUAUGGAUCCCACUUAUUUCUGUAAUCAAAAUGUAAUCAAUGGACUGCCCCUACCAAAUGCCCAAGGUGUCCAACGCUAUUACCAACCAAGUAGUAAUGAUGUUACCGGUUUAAUGAAUGGUCAUCAUCCUAAUAGUAAUAAUAAUCAUAUCAAUAAUAUGCCCACAAUGAUUACUAGGAUAUCAUUUGAACCUGAACACUGGCGUAUAACUGGAGCUGAUUGUACAGCAGGCUUAGGAAUAGAUGCUCGGGGCUUAGAUGUUGCAUCUACACGCGGAGCUGGAUGGCAAGGUUGUAGAGCUAAUAAAGGUGUAAAAGCUCCAGGUGCAUAUUACUAUGAAGCGGCUUGUUUAGAGGAAGGACUUAUACGUGUCGGUUGGUCAACUAAUGACGCCAAUUUAGAACUUGGUGCAGAUAAUUAUGGUUUUGGUUAUGGAUCCGAUGCUGUAGGCUCUGCUGGUAUGAAUGGCACUGGACGUGUAAUGCAUCGGAAUACUGGUCAUGAUUACGGAAUAAUGGUUCAUCAGGGUGAUGUAAUUGGUUGCCUGUUAGAUUUAGACAAAGGAUCAAUUUCUUGGUCAUGUAAUGGAAAAAUAUUUCAACGUGCAUUCACUAUACCUGACCAAUUAAGAGGAGAGGCUUUCUUACCAGCGGCUAGUCUAAAAGAUUCACGUAUCCUAUUUAAUUUCGGUGAAGAACAACCGUUAGAAUUCCCACCAGAUGGUUCAUUUAUUCCUGUAGCUCAAUCUGCUGAUGAUAGUCAAGUAUCUAAUCGAAAUCCUGGUUGGCGCAUGAAUCAGUACGAUGCAACGAAUGCUUUAGAUGUUGCACCCGACGGUAGUCAAGUUCAGUCACAUUUUAAUCAAGGUUGGCAAGGUUGUCGAUCAAAUCAUGGUAUUCGUGGUCUUGGACGCUUCUACUUUGAGGUAACUCCUAUUGAAUCUACUGGACUAUGGCGAGUCGGUUGGUCAACAGAUGAUGGGAAUUUAAUUGUUGGCACAGAUCAAUAUGGUUUCGGUUAUGGUGCAGAUAACGAAGGUUUCGGUUUGAAUGGACAACAAGGAAAACGUAUACAUUGUGAUGAAAUUGAAAAUUACGGUGAAGCAUUCUCUAAAGAUGAUGUGAUCGGCUGCUUUUUGGAUACGAUUGAACACACUAUUAAAUGGUCAAAAAAUGGUUUAGAAUUUGGUGACGCUUAUCGAAUUCCAUCUGAAUUGUUACAUUCUAAAAAUUUGACAGCAUUGUAUCCGACUGUGUCCUUGUUGAAUUCUACCCUGGAAUUGAACUUUGGCGACAAACCAUUUAAAUAUUAUCCUGGGCCUGAUUGGACACCUGUAUGCUGUGCUCCUCCUGAAUGUACUAAACGUUCUAGACGUAAAGGUCCUGAACGGAAAGUGAAGGGGUGGUCAUAUAUUGAUCCGACUAUUUUAGAACCAUCAAUUCGACAAACAAUGCAGUCGAUUGAAAGAAGUGAACCGCAAAUUGAAACAGAAACAUUUCAUGAUGAAAAUGGUAAAAUGAUCAAACGUACUGUUAAACGUUCUGAAGUGACUACUACAAAAACUGUUAGUGAACGUAUUAUUGCAAGUACUGCAGGUCAGAUUGUUCAUACUAAUGGACAUUCUAUAUCUAGUAAUGAUUUUGAUGAAGAUUUAAAUAUGGCGUUGUUAACCGUCACUAAAUUGGAUCCAGAUAUUUCAGUAUUAAAUAAUCCUGUUGGACAAGUGGAGAUUAGAACCAAAUCAGAAAGUGUUCUUUAAAAACAUAGAGAUAGUAGUAUUCAAUAACUGCUUUUCGUUAAUAUAUAUGAUACAACUAGCUACUCACAUUUAUUCAUUCUUCGAUCAAUCAAUUCAUUCAUUGAUUCAUCUAAUUAUUCAGUGACAAUUCUAUUCCUAACUGUCUCUUUAUCACAUUCAUUAUCUAACUCACCCUCGCCUCAAUUAAAUUAUAUUAUUGUUGUUCAUUACGUAAUUGGGUUUUUGUUUUUCCUCAGUUGAUAAGAUUAUUUUUCAGUUUACUACUGCUACAACUAUAUUUCUUAUCGGCUUUUCCGUUUACAUAUGCCUUAUUUGGUAAUACUUUCUUUUUUAUAUAUUCUUGGUUAUUUCUCCUUUUUUAGUGUGUCGACGUUUCUGUUGUAUUCAUAUAUCUUCAUGAUUGUUACCACUAUCACCAGGAUGAAGUAUAAUAUUAUUGUGUAUUUAAUACGUAAAUCCUUGUCUAUACUUAUGUAUGCUUGUUAGUACAUAAGUUAUGCGGUGUCACACUUUUUACUAACAAGCACACAUACACGUACAUACAAGCAUUUACAUGUAAAAUGCACAAUGAUAUAAUACUUUUUCAUGGUGUGAUAAUAACAACAAUCAUGAAGAUAUGUGAAUACAACAGAAACGUCGACACACUAAAAAAGGAGAAAUAACCAAGAAUAUAUAAAAAAGAAAGUAUUACCAAAUAAGGCAUAUGUAAACGGAAAAGCCGAUAAGAAAUAUAGUUGUAGCAGUAGUAAACUGAAAAAUAAUCUUAUCAACUGAGGAAAAACAAAAACCCAAUUACGUAAUGAACAACAAUAAUAUAAUUUAAUUGAGGCGAGGGUGAGUUAGAUAAUGAAUGUGAUAAAGAGACAGUUAGGAAUAGAAUUGUCACUGAAUAAUUAGAUGAAUCAAUGAAUGAAUUGAUUGAUCGAAGAAUGAAUAAAUGUGAGUAGCUAGUUGUAUCAUAUAUAUUAACGAAAAGCAGUUAUUGAAUACUACUAUCUCUAUGUUAAAUUUUUGCUUUUACGUGACUGUAGUAAAUUCUAUUCAUAAAGGAGAAAAUGGAAAAAUGAGACGUAGGAAGUAAUACACAAGACGGAACAAGUGUGGAUGAUCAGGCAUAUAUAUAUAUAUAAUGUUGCCUUAGCUUUAUGCCUGAUCAUCCACACUUGUUCCGUCUUGUGUAUUACUUCCUACGUCUCAUUUUUCCAUUUUCUCCUUUAUGAAUAGAAUUUACUACAGUCAUGUAAAAGCAAAAAUUUUGUUUCUUUGCUUUUGUGUGUAACAAGAAUACGAUUUCAUACUGAACCGGUGUUUAUAUGUAUUUUUGAUGGAAUAUUUCAAUUGUUCUAUGCACUCAUUCUUCAUAUACUCUUGGAUUAUAAAAUGAAUAAAUCAAUGAAUGAGUAAAACUAUUUCUGUUUUUUAUUCAUAAUUAAUAAUACGCGGAAACAAUACCAUAUUGUUGUCUUCAACGAAAAGAAUACAAUCCAAUAUAUUCAAGUAGUCAAAUCGUAAUUAUUAUUAUUUGUAUAGUGAUGCUGAUUUAUGAAUAUGAAACGUAUCUAUUUACUGUUGAUUGACCUGACUAUUAUUAUUGCUACUCAUGAACUACUUAAAACUAAUCAUCUUCCAUCGUACUUUGAUUAUAUGGUUAGUUGUUUUAUAAUAUAUAUGGAUUGCGUAACUAUAUACAUUCAGACCAUGACAAUCAUAUUCUAUUCGCUCCUUUUUUAUGUACGUGUAUGUAUGUGCAUGCAAGCAGUGAUUUUUCUAGUCAUUACAAUGUUAUGUUAAACUAAUAAUCCGUUCUAUGUGGUUGUUGUUGUCGUUCAUAUUAUGAUCUUUUACAUGCUCUUCUGAUUUGCACUGCUGUCGUCUUGUUGACUUACUACACCUUGCCUACUGCCUACUCAUUUCACAUCACUAUUCAUCAUUGUUGAAUAAAGUCAUUAAUAAUAAUAAUCACCUCUUAUAUAUAUAUAUAUAUAUACCAUCUACAGUACAACAAGAAUAAAUAAUGUUUUCGAUAAUCAUCUUCCAUUUUCUGCAUUACAAUUCGAAGAUUGGCAUUUAAUGUUUCUUGUCGUCGAAAUAGUAAGGAUAAUAUUGUUGUUUUGCACAGUGAAUAAACCGAUUAUCCUAUCUCCUUGUUUAUUUGUCUGUGGGUGUGUGUUAGUGUGUUUCGUAAUUGGAUUCGCACUGCUAACUCCCCUAUCAUAUUGUAACACCUGUUGAUGACAUAUGGCUUUAUGAUGGUGAUGAUGAUUACUUCGUGUAUCUUUUUGCUCUUUUUUGUGUAUCCAAAUACGUUCUGUAUUGUUCAGA
Schistosoma intercalatum is the source of this 5673-nucleotide messenger RNA. The record is from the annotation of a GenBank genome assembly. NCBI's taxonomy places the organism in Eukaryota, Metazoa, Platyhelminthes, Trematoda, Strigeidida, Schistosomatidae.